GGUACCGUGAACCGGCGGCGCACGAGUAGUUCACUUCUGUUCGGUGUGGUGUUGCGGUGAUUUUGAGGGGCCAGCUAAAGAGAACGAGAGAGAGAGAGAGAGAGAGAGGGAGAAAAAGAGGAAAGAGAGCGAGAGAGAGAGAGAGAGUAAGCUCUGCGCUCGCACACGCUCGUCAGAGGGUGCGGGAGAAGAGCUCUACUCCGAACUCGGGUGAGAGUCGCACCUCGACGACGAGGUGCUGCAGGUGUCCCUUCCGAAGGACGAUCAACCAUCCCAUCGCGGCUCCGCGACGGCACGCGAACAGGCACGUACACCGGCUCGCGUCUGACACGGUGCGAAUUAAUAAAUCGCCGAUCGUGCAUCGAGAGGGGACCACGUCGUCGCGUCGAGUCAUCAGGGUCGUCCGUCAUCGACGACCGUGCUGGAUAGGGUACGGAAGAAGAGUGCCGACAUGUCGGCGUUGAGCGUCGCGCUUUGUAGACGCGGGAUUAUCCUCUGGCUGGCCGUCCUACUGGCGUCACGAUCCACGCAUUCUGCGCCGGUAUACGAUCAGGAUACCACACAGGUCGCGGAGUACGAUGGAGCUGCCGCUGGAUGUUACUUCAACUUCCAGCGCUACCAAGAAGGCGACAGGAUCAUCACGAGCGAACCCUGUCUCAAUUGCACAUGCCACAACCGAAUGCUGAUGUGUUACCUGAAGGUCUGCCCGUUCACGAAGGCGAUAGGUCAGAAUUGCACGGUGGAGAAGCGUCCGGAUCAGUGUUGUCCGGUGAUCACUUGUCCAGAAGUGCCGGUCCAAUUGCUGACGUCGACUACGAGCGCGCCGGCGACCUCGGACUCUACGGAGCUCGGCUUCCACGAUAAUUACGGCUGCAACGUCGACGACAGAUUUUAUCCGGAUGGCGCUCAGCUGCCGGUGGACCAUCACAAUCCUUGCGAGCUCUGCUACUGCAUCAGAAACAGAACCACCUGCGUCAUGCAAGAGUGUACUUUACGAGUGGCGGGAUGCAAACCGGUCUACCAACCGGGUGUGUGCUGUCCGAUCAAAUACAAUUGCGAAUACGACGAGGAACCCAGCACCACGGUUGGUCCGACACCGGGUCUCAUCAUGACCACGACGCUGCCUCCCGAUGUGCUGCCGCUAUGUUACCACGAGGGCAAGGUCUACGAGGAUGGCGAGCUGAUUUACACUGAGGCGUGCCAGCAUUGCUAUUGCUUCCGAAGAGAGAUCGCCUGCGCGGUGCAAAAUUGCGGAACGCCGAUGCAGGCGCACAGAAAGAAUUGCACGGCCGUACCCCCGCCGGAAGGGGAAUGCUGUCCGACUACGUACCAGUGUGAGGAAGACGGCCAAGGUGAAAUCAUCACGCUACCAGAAGACGAAGAACAACUUCCGGAGCAGGUACCGCACGACCAGCAAAUCACCGAGUCGCCCAUGCUAAUCGAUCAGGAUCAGGAUCAGCAGGUGAAGACCGAACAGCCUCAGCAGGAAUCUUCCCCGGGUGCCGACAACGUUAUACCGUACGACGGCCACGGGGCGGAGGAAGAGAAGAAUGUGGAGGGAACUAUCGAGCACGUUACGGAGGAGCGCGUCCCGUCUACUGAGAAGCCUGAAGAAGCAGAAUCCGCAACGUUACCAGCGGGUGAGAUUACUGUGCCCGAAGAGGAAACUACCUCCGCUGAGAGCGAAUCUACGCCACCUCACGAGCAUGUCACUAAGCCGGCCGUCGCUGAGGAAGCGUCGGAGGAAGCGGUGACAGUAGCUGAAUUGCCCGCGGAAACCGCAGCGGCGGAAACGGAAGCGCCUGCAACAACCGUGCAAGAACCCGAAGGUAGUGAAGCGCCCGCUGUGGAAGCUUCGUCCACUUCAGAGGGCUUGCAACCGAGCGAGGAGACGUUGACCACAGAACACGUGAGCACGGAAGAGAGUAUGGUUGAGAAAGAACACAGCAGCACUCCUGCUAUUGUCGAAGAAGAGCAACCGACUGAAGAACCUACAGUUAGCGAAGAAAAGCAGACUGAAGGUGCGACGAAACCGGAACUGGAAGAGGCCACCAGUCCACACGAGGGGCUUUCAGCGCAGAUUCCAGAAGAAGUGACCGAGGUAGAAAAGGCGCCGGAAGAAGAACAAGGCAGCACGCCGCGAACGCCCGCCGAGGAACCAGAAAUAUCUACCGAAGUCGCGGAGAAGCCGACAUCUCCGAUUGCAGAAGUCGAACAUCCUGGUGUUACCACUGUUUCCGAAUCAGUCACUGAGCCGACGGAAGAAGGAGAAGGCAAGGUACAUCCAAUGGAAACAACACCGAGCGAAACUCUGGCGGUAGAGACCGAGUCACCGGUGGAAGAAGUGACCGUAUCUCACGAGGUGUCCAGCACCGAACAAGUCGUUACCGAGAAAGAGGAGAUGUUACAUUCGACUGAAGUCUCUGUUACAGAAGAAGCUCAUUCGACCGAAGCGACUGGUUUGCCUGAAGAACAACCUGCUGAAGAAAAGCCAACGGAAGGUGAGGAGGCACAGCCGGAAGAGCCAACAUCUGAGCACCCGAUCGAAGAAGAGCGUGCCACUGUUGGCGCCAAGAAAGAAGACUCCGGCUUGACCGAAAGUCCAGUGAUGAGCGAGGAACCUGUCACUCCGGAAGAGCAAGAAGCGGAGGAAUCAACUCCGGAAAUUCCAGCCCAAGGUUCAACCGGCAUCCCGAUUCCUGAGCGAAUGCCAGAGCAGAAGGCGGAGGAUAAAUAUCACAUGACUGAGAUUUAUGAGGACAUCACACGUCCAGAAGUCAUCUCCGAUAAUCUCGUGACCGAAGCUCCGCAGAAAAUAUCUACAGAAAGCACCCCGCAAGAGACUACUCUAGCACCGUCGGAAGAGACCGCGAAACCUGUUGCGGAAGAAGCUACCGAAGCACCGGUGGAGAAAGAAACCGCGAAACCGGUUGUGGAGGGAGGCGCUGAAGCUCCGACGCAAGAGACAGCGAAACCAGAGGAAGCUACGGAAGCACAUUUGCCGACCGAGAAAGAGCUUGCUACCACCGAAAUCGUUACCAUUUCUGAGGAAUCCAAGACGGAAAGCACUCUUGAAGCAGCUCAGGGCAGCACGGAACCCUCUGUAGCAACUGUCGCUCAUGAGGAGCACAUCACGGAAAAGCCCGAGGAGACAGAGAAGCCUAGUAUUCCGGCCGAAACUGAAACCGAAACACCGCAAACGACAGUUCAGACAACGGAAGAAGUUCCUAGUGGCGAAGAAUUGCCCAUGAAGGGACUCACCAUCGAAGAAUCCGGUGAAAUUUCCUCCGAGGAAAUCGAUUUGGGUAAGAAGGAAUCGCAACCAAAGAAGGAGGAAGGAUCAAGUGAGGAAGAAGAAGAAAUACAACCUCCGAUAACGACAAUAGAACCGGAAGAAAUUUCUGAAACGUCUGCAUCGAUCCCGGCCGAACCUGAACACUCGACGGUGACUUCGGGUCUUGCUGAGGAACAAACAACGGAAGGUGAACGAGUCACUACAGCAAUUCCACCUGCCGAACAAUCGACGCCACAAACCGAAGAAGAGAAAGAAAUCGAAAAUGUUCCUGUCGAAGAAGGAAAACCGGUCGCUGGUGAGGAACCUGCUACGGAGGGAUCCACUGUGACACCGAGUGAAGUAACUGGUGAAAUAGAGAAAGAAACUGAAAAACCUGUUUCGGAAGAGGGCGAAGUCACGAUCAAGGAAGCUGAAGAGAGACCUACAACGCAAGCGCCCGCUGUUGAAGAAGAAAAAACUGAACAACCGAAGCAACCUGAGCAACCUGAGCAAUCCGAGCAACCCGAGCAAACCGAACAACCCGAGCAACCCGAGCAACCCGAGCAACCCAAACAACCUGAACAACCUGAGCAACCUGAGCAGCCUGAGCAACCUGAACAGCCUGAGCAACCUGAGCAGCCUGAGCAGCCUGAGCAGCCUGAGCAGCCUGAGCAGCCUGAGCAAUAUCCCACAGAAAAAGGUCCCGUUAAAGAGGAAGGCGCUGUUACAGAAGGCCAAGAUUUGCCGAGGGAAACCGAGGCACCUACAAUAGAGGAGAAACCUGAAGAAACAGAAGGCACGAAAGCCCCUACCGAAAGUGCAGAACAACAAACUGAAGCCGCGAUAACUGAGGAAGAAUCGUCCGAAAGAAUCGCGGGAGUGCAACCGACGGAAGUAACCGGUAUCGAACAAACAGAAUCAUCUGUUACCACAGAACGUGCAUCCGAAAAACCAGAAGAGGAGGGUGAAGAGAAAGUCUCUGUUCCUGUGUCCACAGAAGAGGUGCAAACAGAAGUUCCUCCUAUAGUUGAGACGCAGCCUACCGAGACAUCGGCAGUGGAGAAAGAGACGGAGCAGACCGAACCUUCCGUUAGCAAGGAACACUUGUCAACUCAGCCUUCGAUCACAGAUCGCAAAGAGGAUCAGGAACCUGUCAAAGAGAAACCAAGCGAAGGAGAGCAAGAAAGUGAAGGGGAAAUGACUCAGGAGCCGUCUCUCGGAGAGAAGGAAGUUACCGAGACGCACGAAGAACCACAGAAACCGACAGGUCCUCCUGAGCUUGAAGGAACUCACGUUCCAUCUACGGAAGAAGCUGUUACCGAACCUGUUCUACCGGAAGAAAAACCGGUCGAAGAAGCUGUUACGACGGAAUCUACCGGUACAGAGGAAGCUAUUACACAACCAACUUCGAGCGAGCAACCCGAAGUAGUCAGUGAGCAACCGGAGGAAGAGGCAACGAAACCAUCCGAACAAGAGAAACCUACUGAAGAACCAGUCACUGAACAGCCUGAGUUGCACGAGAGAAAAGAAACCGAAACACCCAGCCCGGUUAUUCAUGAAGAACCCACCAGCGCGAUUCCCGAAAAACCGUCUGUCGAGGAAGAGGGUGCGGGUGUCAGUGAAUCAACCGAGGGUGCAACGAGUGAAAGUACCAUGAAACCAGAAUCAAUUCCCGAGAUGUCAACUGAAUCGCCCAAACUCGUCGAGGAACAUACGGAGCAGACGAGUGAAGUUCCCGUCGAGAAAGAAAUAACAACCGAAUCCGUGCCUUCGGAAGAGGAAACGCCCGAGAAAGUCACGCAGUCACCGGUAACGGAAGAAAAGCCAAGCGAGGAAACAGAAGGUGUACCUGUCGAGGUAUCCACAGAGGAAGCUGCAAUUCCGGAAAUGCCUAAAGUACCCGAAGAACAGCCAGAGAAACCUGAAGGUGAAGAGGAAGGUAAAGAAACGACAGCCGAGACGCCGGCCCUGGAGCACGAGGAACAUUCGACGGUAGCUUCGACAGAAGAGAUACCUGUAGUGAAAAUCACUACUGAAGCAUCUCUGAAGGAAGGACCUCAGUACAGUUCGACGGAGUAUCCAACGAGUACUCCCGAAGAAACUCCCAUGGAAGAAGCGACCACGCCCCAGAUCGCUCCUCGUCCAUCGGGUAUCCCGGGAGAAGGUAACUGUCUCGUCGAGGGACAAUCUUACAACAAUAAUUCGGCCGUUCCACCGGCGAAUUCGUGCCAAACCAGUUGCCGUUGCGUCAGCAGCAUCGUGGAAUGUGAGCUCGUGCAAUGUCCUGCACCGCCGGCUCACCUCACUAACUGCAUGCCGGUCCGCGUGAGCGGAGAUUCAUGUUGUCCGAUGUACGCCUGUGAUUCGACACCGACCGUCGAAUUGGAGUCCGACAGUCAUGUGAUCGAACCUCUUACUCCUGAGGCGGAAGGAGAGGAAGGUCAAAAGACGACUGUCUCGCCGGCGGAAGUGUCGACGGAGGAAACAGUCGCGGAAGUUACCGAAGCUGUAACGGAAGCUAGUACGGCAGCUGGUGAAAUUAGUACGCCGGAAUCGCAGCCUGCGGAGGUUACUUUGCCCUCUGCUACCCAAGCGGAAGAGGAGGUAGAGUCGACGGCGACCGAGAGGCAGCCAACGACUCCCAAGUCUAUCGAACCAGUUUACGAACAACCGACUACCGUCGGGGAAACUGUUGAAGAACAGCCUGAAGAGCAGACCGUUAGUUCCGUACCCGAGAAACCAGAGGAAUCUACUCCUCAGAUUACCGAAGAAGAGGAACAUACUGAGCCGCAGAGUGUAUCAGAGGAAACCACCGAAGGCAAGGUUAGCGAAGAGAAGGAAGAAGUGACUAAACCGGCAAUUUCGACUGAACAACCGCAGGAGGAGAUCGUCGAAGAGCAGACUCCUGUUAGCGGUGAAGAAGAGCAAGUGAUUACUUCUACGCAUGCACCUGUCGAGCCUCAUGGCACUGAGGAAGAAAUGUCGACUUCUUCUCACAAAGAGGAAGAGAUUACCGUUCCUACCGUGACAGAAGAGAAAGCAACUUCCGUUCCUGCUGAAGUAGAAUCUUCGACAUCUGCUGAGAGAGAACAAGAAGUUACGACGGUUACAGCUGGCAAGGAAGAGGAAAUUACUACACCGGUGAAGGAAGAGGGAAUACCCACUGAAGAAGAGGGUAUCGAGGGACAGGUUACGGUCAAACCGGUCGAAGAAGCUGAGAAGGAACAAGCAGAAGUCUCAACCAAAGCUCCUACGAUCGAAGAGGAACAUAUUACCGUACCUACGUCGCCCGUUGAGGCAGAAACGCCUGAACAGGAGCACGAGACAUCUACAAAGCCAGAAGAAGCGGUUGCUGUAACGGAAGAACAGCCAACAAAACUCGAAGUUCCUGAGGAAGAAAAGACCGUCGAGCCCACUGAGUAUGAGAGUACUUCCAUUCCUGAAAUUCAGCCUACGACGGAACAUAAGCUCGAGGAAAAACCUAAGGACGAAGAAGAAGAGGAGAAAGAAACUAUCACGUCAACCGAAGGUGAACAAGUUGCUCAAACUGAGAAACCUGAAAGUCAAACGAAAUUGCCUGCUGAGGUAGAAACACAGAAACCGACCGAACCUGCUGUCGAAUCAACGACUCUGAUACACGAUCUUACAAUAACUGAAGAGGCACCAUCAGAGGAACACGUGACUGUAAAAGUUGUGGAAACUUCUACGGAGGAAAGCGAAGAAGAAAAAGUACCAGAAGUCUCAACCGAAACUCCUGUGGUCGAAGAGGAACACAUUACUAUUCCUACAUCGUCCGUUGAAGCAGAAGAGCCAGAACAGGAGGUAGAGAAGCCUGGUGAAGAAGUCGCCAAACCUACUGAGGAACCUGUUUCCGAAGUUCCCCACGAAGAGACAUCACCGGAAGGUCCAUCAUCGGAAGUUGAACCGACGGAAAGUGCUGUGGGAGUAGAAACUACGGAACAUGCUGAAGAACCUACAAAAGUGUCGGUUAUAGAACAUGAAGGAGAGCCGUCCGUCACGGAAUUGCCUGAGGAAAAACCACUGGAACCUGUAUCACCGGUAGUCAGUAUGGAACAACCAGUGAGAACUACUGAAGUACAAGAAACCACGGAAGCAGAAGGAGAACAUGAGAAACUCACUGAGCCUAGCGUCGCUCAUGAGCCGGAAGUUACACAAGUUCCGGUCACAGAACUUCCAGAAGUCACGCCUGCAACUGAGGCUCAUACGACUGAGGUAUCACCCGCUGAGGAGCAUACAAUAGCCGAGGAGGUGCAAACGAUAGCUGUACCUGUACAAGAAGAAGCCGGAGAACAACCCGUUACACCAAUUGUAAAGGAAACUUCCGAACCAAGUCAAGAAGUAGACGCAACGGAAACUGAGCAACCCGUCUCUCCUGAAGUACAAACUGAAGCUCCGACUGCAGAGGAGGAACACAUCACUGUUUCGAUCGAGCAAGAGACUCAGAAACCUGAAGAACACCCAGCCGAAGAACAAACCGUUGCCUCUCCUACUCCUAGCGAGGGUGAAACGUCGGAAGCUGGCAUUUUGAUGGAAAAAACCACGCCGGAAAGCACGACGAUUCGAGAGGAACAAGUGACCGAGAAGACUGCUGAAACUGCUAAACCAGAAACAGAAUCACCCGGCUUAGUCGAGGAACAAACGGUGGCUCCUGAGGUUGAGAAAGAAGUCAGUGAAGCAGAGCCUGAAAAGCCUGAAGUUGGAAUAACGGAGGAAACGAGUAAAGAAGAAGGGCCGACCACUGAAGAAACGAUCAAGGAAGGAACAACGGAAGGAGUUGUUAAGGAGGAAGCUGUAACUCACGCUGCUACGACGGAGCAGCCUUCUGUGGAGCAAGAAAUAGUAACACCAUCUCAAAUACCGGAAGUAAAAGGUCAAACACCAGAAGAAUUCGAGGUAACGAUUCUUCCGCAGGAACCCGAAGAGGGAGCUGAAGUUACGAGCAAACCGGAACACCCGGUGAGCGAAGAAGCAACAACUGCGACAAGUUUGUUGACACCUGAGGAGCAACCGACCGUACCGGCAGAAACUGAAGAGAAAGAAGGCACUCAUGAACCUGAGCACGAGACAACAUUAUCUACUCUAGAAGAGGAAGUAUCGAAACCAGCGACUGAGCCUAGCGAGGUGGAGAAACUUCCAUCCGAAGGAGAAUCCGUUACACCUGAGAGCGCAACACAGGAACCAGAGGUAUCUGUCACGAAAAUUUCCGCCGAGGUAAGCUCCACCGAACAGCCCGAAAAGAUUUCACCCGAAACGGAAGAGCCAGUCAAACCGGUACAGGAAACAGAAGCGCCCGAGGAGCAACAAGUUGAAAGCACGACGAAAGCAGCUGUCGAAGUCACUGUGACCGAAGAAAAAUUACCGGAAGAAGAAGUAUCGCACAUUCCGGGAGCUGAGGAGAAACCGACGGAAGCUCCUUCCGCAGAGGGUGAGGAAGAACACGAAGAACAUUCAACUAUGCCUAGCCAACCAAUUGAAACAACUUCAGAGCAUGAAGAAGAAGAAGAAGAAGAACCGUCGAUAACAAAAGUGCAGCUUACCGAAGGUCCUCUUCCUGCCGAAGAAGAAACCCCAGAACCGGAAGAAACUCAGCCUACCUUGCCUGAGGAAGGUGAAGAGGCUCAUACUAAACUACCCGAGGAACCUCAUUUUGAGGAACAAACGCCGGAAACUCCAGUAGAACCAGAAGGACAUCCAGAACCCGAGCAAACCUCGGAAACUAUCGUGCCUACGGAAGAAUAUCCAGUCAAGAUUUCUGGCGCGCCAACCGAACUACCUGAAGAAAAAGUCACUACUGGCCCAACAGCCGAAGAACCAGAAUCUGAGACUCCGACGAGCCCCGAAGAGGCUCCGCACUCGACGGAAACGCCGAUCGAGGAGCAUAUCACAAAAAUACAGCCGAUACCCACAGAAAUACCAUCAGCGGAAGUCACGGAGGAAGUUCCUAAGGAAGGUGAAGAGAUCGGUCACCCGCACGUCGAUCACUUCCCGGAGACUACUCUGAAGCCGGAGACCGACUAUUCAGCGGAGGGUGAACCGUCACUCGAAUCCGAAGAAGAGCGACCAGUGAACCACACUGCGGAAGCGACCGAACGUCCGUACCUACCUAGUUUCCACGAACAACCGUCCAGCACCUCGGCUCCUCAUCUUCCUGAGUAUCCUGACCAAUCUGUAUCCGGUGAGGAAGACUCCCACUUCCCUAUGCAAGGUGGUGGCAGUUACUUGAAUCCCGACGAGGACUACGAAGAAAACGAUCAGGAGGUCUUUGGACCUGGCACCUGUCGAUACGGCGGCAAGGUUUACGUGUCAGCGCAGCAGAUACCCAGGGACGACCCGUGCGACUUCUGCUUCUGCUUCAGGAGCGACAUCAUCUGCCUUCAGCAGAGCUGCCCACCGCCGAUCCCGGGCUGCCACGAGGAACCGAUCAGUGGUUUCUGUUGCCCGAGAUACGAAUGUCCCGUGUCGAUGGCCACGGCUUUGAACUUGACCACAACUACCACCACGACCACCACUACGUUACCGCCACUUUUCCACCAUCACGCUUAUAAGGGCGCCGCGAGACGAAGUGGCUGCCAGAUUCGGGGCCAAGCUUAUCGAGUAGGAGAAGUCAUCAAGUCAGCGUCUGGACCUUGCCGCAAUUGCACUUGCGAAGGUGACGGCAAUAUGAAGUGCGAGCCGAUAAUGUGCAGUCCGGAACCGACGCUCAGGCAAAUAAUGGCUACAGUGAAGACGAGCGCGAUUACGGCCAAGAGGAGGAGAUGAGCCGCCGAGCUGGAUCGCGGGAUUCGUCUCUACCAAGAAGCAAAUACGAGAAGGAAGUCGACAGCGGGAUUCAGUGUUGUAUAAAAGUGAAUUAAAAUUAUUCUAAACUACCUAGACGUCGCGGAACACAGACAAUAGUGUGCUUCGGCGAUCACGAACUGAGUG
Harpegnathos saltator (Jerdon's jumping ant) is the source of this 10219-nucleotide messenger RNA. Its product is annotated as titin. Bases 452 to 10054 code for a protein of 3200 amino acids. Gene Ontology annotation, cellular component: extracellular region. The transcript has 7 exons. The record is from RefSeq and is a predicted model, not a curated record. Gene Ontology annotation, molecular function: protein binding. Lineage: Eukaryota; Metazoa; Arthropoda; Insecta; Hymenoptera; Formicidae.